AUAAAACAGAAUAAAUAAAAAUACAAAAAAAUUAGCCAUGGGUGGCAGUGAGACUCCAUCUCAAAAAAAAAAAAAAAAAAAAGAACCAAUGGGGACUACAAAUUUCCCAAGCAACCACCCACCCUGACCAACAGCCUUGCCUCCCCUCCUGGCCACUGGGAUCCGCCCCUUCCCGGAACUCUGAGCUGAGUGAUGUCAUAGAUGGAUUACCUUUCUAGGGCCAAGGAACCGGGAAUUUCAGGGACAUGGGGGAGGGAGAGGGAUGUUUCUCUACCACCCCAACCCCCCAUGUCUGUGGUGAAGUCGAUCGAGUUGGUGCUCCCCCAGGAUGCAAUCUACCUGGCCGGCUCCAGCAUAAAAGGGCAGGUGAUUUUAACCCUGAACAGCACGCUGGUAGACCCCACGGUGAAGGUGGAGCUCGUGGGAAGGGGUUACGUUGAGUGGAGUGAAGAAGCUGGAACAUCCCAAGAUUACAGCAGGGAUGUUAUUUGCAACAACAAGGCAGACUACGUGCAUAAGACAAAGACAUUCCCAGUGGAGGAUAAUUGGUUAAGUGCAGGCAGCCACACCUUUGAUUUCCAUUUCAACUUACCUCCCAGGCUUCCUUCUACCUUCACCAGCAAAUUUGGCCACGUCUUCUACUUCGUACAAGCUUCCUGCAUGGGCCGGGAACACAUUUUAGCCAAGAAGAAGAUGUACUUAAUGGUUCAAGGGUCUUCUGGCUUCCACAAAGAAACCCCAUUCCAGAACCCCCUGGUUGUGGAGGCUGAGAAGAAAGUCUCCUACGACUGCUGCCGCCGGGGCACCGUCCGCUUGCAAAUCCGGAUGGAAAAGAACACAUUCACGCCGGGAGAGAAGGUCGUCUUCAUGACAGAGAUCAACAACCAGACCAGCAAAUGCAUCAAGACAGUCAUCUUCGCCCUGUACGUCCACGUGCAGCACGAGGGCUUCACGCCCAGCGCGGAGCGGCGGUCUCGGCUGGACAGCAGCGAGCUUCUGCGGCAGGAGGCCGGCACCCCCAUGACCCGCUUCAACACCACCAAGAUCGUCAGCACCUUCAAGCUGCCGCUGUUGCUGCCCGUGAGCAGCGGCACGCAGGACGGUGACAUCAUGCAUGCUCACUACGAGCUGGCCGUCACCGUGCACCUGCCCUGGUCCCUGGCCAGCCUCAAGGCCAAGGUUCCCAUCAUCAUCACCAGCGCCUCGGUGGACUCUGACAGCGACCAGCCGCCAGAGGACGAAGUGUCACCCGUGAGCCCAGAUCACCAGAAUUAAGCACCCAAACUUUUAAAUAUUAAAAAAAAGCUUUAUCAGUCUCUACCGGGAGGAAGCCCUCUGUCUUGCACAGGUGACUCUCAGAUGAGUCGUGGCAUGGGCAGCACGUGGUCAGCCACCUCCCCAAACUCUAGCAAUUUAGACAUCCAUGUCUUCUAUCCCAGAACUACCACUGAAUGCCUAGAAUGGACAAAAGAACCUGGGAAGGCCUCCCUGGACUCAACCCCGACAUAGCUCUCCUUUCCCACCCUAAGUCUGCCCCAGCCUACUGGGGUCUCAUAGUGCCAAGAUCAGGGGUCCCACAUGGAGGGAUUCUCUCCUCUGCUAAUGUCUGGUUGUAUUGGCUGUCGCGACCUCAGGGGGUCGGGGGAGAAGCCAGUCCUGCUGGCGUGGAGUGGGUGGAUGCCAGGGACGCUGCUCAGCACCCUGCAGUGCCCAGGAUGGCCCUCACUAUCAGGAAUUGUUUAGCCCACAUGUCAACAGUACCAAGGGGGCUGGGCAUGGUGGUUCAUUCCUGUAAUCCCAGCACUUUAGGAGGCCAUGGCUGGAGGAUCACUUGAGACCAGGAAUUUGAGACCGGCCUGGGCAACAUUGUGAGACCCCAUAUCUACA
Messenger RNA from Sapajus apella (tufted capuchin), 1887 nucleotides. RefSeq names its product arrestin domain containing 5 (gene ARRDC5). Gene Ontology annotation, cellular component: cytoplasm. The transcript is spliced from 3 exons. The record is from RefSeq and is a predicted model, not a curated record. Bases 202 to 1275 code for a protein of 357 amino acids. NCBI's taxonomy places the organism in Eukaryota, Metazoa, Chordata, Mammalia, Primates, Cebidae. Gene Ontology annotation, biological process: protein transport.